AAUCAUCAUUGAUAAGCAAAUCUUGUUCACAUUCUGUGUUGAGAUGGAGAAAAUAGAGUCCCGAAAGGGCUUAGAGAUGAAUUUGAUUUAUGGGUUUUUGUGUUGAUGCUUCAAAACAUCGUUGAUAAGGAAAAAUAUGAUUCGCAUUCGGAGUUGAAAUGGAGAAAAGUGAACCUUACACAAAUUGGAUUUCUGGGUUUUGUUGAUGCUUGAAAAUAUCUGUUGAUUCGAAAAUCAGAAUCGCGUUCAGAGUGGAAAUGGUGCAAAGUGAAGGACGAUCUUUGGCUGAGACACCCACAUGGGCUGUUGGAACCGUUACUUCUGUCAUGGUUUGUUUUGGGUUCAUGAUUAAUACUUCCUUGAAGCAGUUUGGAAAGUGGUUGGAUAGGACUAAAAGGAAAGCCCUUCUCUCUGCACUAGAGAAGAUCAAGGAAGAGCUAAUGCUAUUUGGACUUCUAUCCCUGCUGAUGGGUCAUUGGAUCAUUUUUGUGGCCAAGAUUUGUGUUAAAUCAUCCGCCAUGAACAGCCGCUUCUAUCCAUGUGCACCAGGAAGUAAUAUUAGGGAGCCAGUAGUUAUAAAUCACACUGUUUUUUCAAGGUACAACAAUUUGAAUUACUCAAGUUCCCGACAGCUAGUCAACACUGUGCAGCAUGAUUUUUGUCCCGAGGGCCGUGAAUCAUUUGCUUCAUAUGAAAGUCUUGAGCAGCUUCAUCAUUUCUUGUUUGUCCUGGGUGCCACCCAUGUAUCUUACAGCUUUGUCACCAUUGCCAUGGCCAUGAUCAAGAUCUAUAGCUGGAAAACAUGGGAAAAUCAAGCUAAAUCGAUGGCUGUUCAGAGAUUACAAGACUCCACGGAAGCUGCCCCAAACAAUAUAAGAUUGACGCGAUUAUAUACUUUCAUUUUUCACCAUACUUCCCAUCCAUGGAGCCAGCAUAGAUUUCUUGUUUGGCUGCUUUGUUUCAGCCGCCAGUUUUGGAGUUCUAUAAACCGAGUUGACUACAUGGCGUUGCGUUUGGGCUUCAUAAAGACUCAUCAAUUACCAUUGUCAUAUGAUUUUCACAAUUACAUGCUUCGAAGCAUGGAAGAAGAAUUUCGAGAUAUUGUUGGCAUCAGUGUUCCGCUAUGGAUUUUUGCAAUAGCGUGCAUCCUUCUUGGUUUCCAUGGGACAAAUGUUUACUUUUGGAUUUCCUUCCUUCCAGCCAUUUUGAUCCUCCUGGUGGGUACUAAAUUGCAUCGCAUAGUGGUAAAGCUGGCUGUUGAAAUCUUGGAUGCAAGUCAACGGACAGGAUUUCAUCAGUUCAACCUGAGGGAUGAGCUCUUCUGGUUAGGGAAGCCCAGGCUUCUGCUGCGGUUGAUACAGUUUAUAUCAUUCCAGAAUGCUUUUGAGAUGGCAACAUUUAUUUGGUCACUGUGGGAAACUAGGGGGCCUACUUGUUUCACAGAGAAUCGUACCUUCCUUGUGAUCCGCUUGACAUUUGGGCUUGUCUCUCAGUUUUGGUGUAGCUUCAUCACUUUCCCCCUCUAUGUUAUUGUUACUCAGAUGGGCUCAAGGUUCAAGAAAUCCAUAGUUUCCGAAAGUGUAAGAAGAUCACUUCAUGGAUGGCGAAGAAGGGUGAAGGCCAAACGUGGAGAUUCCCCUUAUACUCUUGUAAAUGUGACAUCAACCACAUCUUUGGAUUCCAUGGUGGAUGAUAGAACUGAUUCCGUUGCUUCAAGCAACAUGGAAGGAUCCUCGUCAAGACGUGAAGAUACCAGUACAACAAUCUCUCAUGAACAUGCCUCCUUUGACCAAGGUCAAACUCAUGAAAUUUCACCAGGUGAUGAGAGGCUUCAAAUUCCACUGUGUUUUGGUCCACGCUAUGAUAGUUAUGAUGACGACAACGACAGACAUAAUGGCAAUGGUGGUGUAAUCGAUGAUAAUUGUCUUCUUCCACUGCCUUGAGCUCCUUGUCAAAGCUCAAUUUUGAUGUUUUCCAGCAAGGCUCGGUUUGUGGACAUUGUGAUCACCUGUGGAUUCUUGAUAUAUAGUUGGAGCACAGUCUGAAUUGCAUAACAAUAAAGCCAGGGAGGGCACAGUGGCCUGCAUCAGUUUCAAUCCAGUCCAGGCACAGGCGGCGAACAUUCCAGAGAGCUGGUUGCCCAAAGUAGGCCAUGAAGUUCAUAAAGCUUGCUCCAGAUUACUGAUGCCUUUAGCCUUCAAAUCAGUUGUUAAUGGCUUGAAGCAUAGGAAUAGAUAUAAGCAUAUCUAUGAAACUUCUGUGAUCAGGCUUAGAUUUCAAAUAUUUUCCGUACUAGGAUGUUAUUUCAGCUUAUGUGUACCUCAACUAAUCCUCUCUAAUUCGUUUAAAUAUAGAUUAUCUACGUCAAAAUCAGGGUAUUAAUGGAGGAUAAAUAUCUUAUGAUCUGGC
Ilex paraguariensis (yerba mate) is the source of this 2409-nucleotide messenger RNA. NCBI's taxonomy places the organism in Eukaryota, Viridiplantae, Streptophyta, Magnoliopsida, Aquifoliales, Aquifoliaceae. The record is from the annotation of a GenBank genome assembly.